This is a messenger RNA of Myripristis murdjan (pinecone soldierfish), 1415 nucleotides long. Its product is annotated as mitochondrial intermembrane space import and assembly protein 40-B-like. Bases 217 to 705 code for a protein of 162 amino acids. Gene Ontology annotation, biological process: protein import into mitochondrial intermembrane space. The transcript is spliced from 3 exons. Gene Ontology annotation, molecular function: protein-disulfide reductase activity. The record is from RefSeq and is a predicted model, not a curated record. Gene Ontology annotation, cellular component: mitochondrial intermembrane space. Lineage: Eukaryota; Metazoa; Chordata; Actinopteri; Holocentriformes; Holocentridae.
ACGUCUAAUGGGUCCGUCGUACGCGCUGACGUCACGCCUCCAAUCCAACGUGGGUUGAAUGAUACCAGAAAGGAUAGUUGUGAAACAGGCUGUGGCUGGAUUAAACUAACCUUUUCGGCCUUCGUGCUGGGUUUACUAAAACGUGACAUCUUUUGUGCUUUGGCGACGGUCGCGGUCUGUCGGAGGGAGGAAUUUGAUCCGCCACAAGCUGAGGAAAUGUCGUCGGUCAGGGAUGAAGGUAAAGACCGAAUCAUCUUUGUAACCAAAGAGGAUCAUGCAACACCCAGCAGCGCUGAGCUUGUAGAGGAGGAUCCCAAUGACCCUUACGAGGAGCGAGGUUUGAUUCUUCCCAAUGGUGAGAUCAACUGGAACUGCCCCUGCCUCGGUGGGAUGGCCAGCGGCCCCUGUGGGACUGAAUUUAAGGACGCCUUCUCCUGCUUCCACUACAGUAAGGAGGAGGUGAAGGGCUCAGACUGCCUGGAGCAGUUCAGGGCCAUGCAGGAGUGUAUGCAGCGUUACCCUGAGCUCUACCCACAAGAAGACGAGAAGGAGAAGCAAGAGACCUCACCUGAAACUGACUCUGUCACUGCAGAAACAUCAACUCCUGACCAAACCUCUGCCCCUGUGCAAGACUCUAAUCCCACCACUCCACCAGCCCCGGACGAGCCCACGCUGCCCCCUACAGAGACCUCAGUGGAAAGCUAAUAAUGACUAUCAUCACCCUUUCAGCAGCAGUGUGAUUAACAUGUUAUUUAUGGAUGUGUUGUGUUGAUAUUUUUUUAAAAAAACUUUUUCAUGUGAAUAAUACAAAAGUGGACUGUCUUCAGUGUCACAGUACAGGCCCUUCAGUCCUGCCUUUGAGCACUGGGGAGUGUGUAAGAGCAGAUGAGUCUUGCAUAUGGUCAAGGGCUGAGAGGACCAAGUUUAAUAUACAUAUGUGUACACAUAUACAUAUGAGUAGCGUGCAGGCUCUUCCUUUGAUAAACAAUCCAUAAAAGCCCUGAACUGUACUGUACGUUUACAGUGAAAACCAUUUUUAUGCUUCAUAAUCAAAUCAUAUUUCAUUGAUUUACAUUUUUAUUCCCUCAGUCAUCUGUGAGGUGUUGUUCAUUACAGAUAGUUGCUAUAUUCACAGAAGCCUGAGGGAUGAACUGCAGCUGAGCAUACUCUGCAACUUUGUGUUGAGGACUCAAAUCCUGAAUAGUUUGUUCCCACAGUCGCCCUCUGCCCUAUGGGAUUUGAUUUCUCCUGCUAAUUUUUGACUAGGGCUCAAGACUUACCUCAACUAAACUCAACAUAUCUUGAAGACAUCUGUGGAUUUGAUUAUUAUUUGUAUGCAAAAAAGACUGAUCAAAACACCAUAACCUAAUGUGCAUAAUGUUAAAAUUUUUUAUAAUAAAUGUUAUUAUACCUCA